CACAGCACUGUUGAGAUUUGUCUACUGUACACAGUCACCCAAAAGCAGCUCCGUCCGGCGGAGACAGUACAUUCUCUGUCUCCCCGCCGUCGCGUCUCAUUCCUCCUAUUAAUAUUUUACGCUCCUUAUGUGGUCGAAGCUUCCUUAAUCACUCAUAUAGAGGCCUACACGGGGCAAGGACCGCCUCACAUUCAAUGGCACGGGAUUAUCCUCCGCCGUGAGAUCUCGAAUCCGUUUAGGGUACACGUGCUAGGCAGCCGGACGAGCUCCUCCCUCAAGUUAGAUCUGUAUCCAUCUGCUUAUCGGACAAUUGCUUUCGAUUCUACUCGUAUUCCUGUGCAUUUUGUUGGUGUUAGCAUUUUAAUGCCUUUGGGCCUGGGCAAUAGGAGGCUGCGUGAAUGGGCAUAAUUGCAGAUAACAUUCAAAAGUGGUUACGAACAAGGAAUUGCAUGAGUGGGCAUAAUGGCUGCAGGUAACAUUCGAAAAGUGAACCUUGACCCGUAGGUCACACUACAAAAGAAAAUUAUUAUAUUCCAAUGAAAAUCCGGCAAUAUUAUAUUCCAAUGAAAAUUUUAAGGGAUAUUCCAAUGGUAAAGCUUACAUUGGAAUGAUUCUAACUGAACCUCCAACAAAAAUACACCAAAAAUACACCGCUGGAAUGUGUUUUCCAUUAAAUUUGAUAACUGCUAUUAUACGCAUUUUCAAAGUCUUUGUGAGAUUAGAUUAUUCUUAAUUAAAAUGUUC
This is a messenger RNA of Striga asiatica, 744 nucleotides long. NCBI's taxonomy places the organism in Eukaryota, Viridiplantae, Streptophyta, Magnoliopsida, Lamiales, Orobanchaceae. The record is from the annotation of a GenBank genome assembly.